Messenger RNA from Oikopleura dioica, 3066 nucleotides. The record is from the annotation of a GenBank genome assembly. Lineage: Eukaryota; Metazoa; Chordata; Appendicularia; Copelata; Oikopleuridae.
AUGGAUUCUUCUUCACAAAAAGAGUCCCAGAAGAAGAGCGACUCUUCUCAGAAGAAAAAGAAGAAAAAACCAAAGAAGGAAAGAGUUAUCAAUCAAUAUUACCAGUUAAACAGAGGUCAUUAUGAGAAGUUCUUGAAAUCGAAGGGUUGGGUCGAUCCAAAUCUUGCUUCAGUGGCAGAAACAACGACUUUGCUCAAGAAUUUCUUCAAAAAGCUUUCCGAGCUCAGCAAACAGCAUGACUUCGAGGAAAAUGCGGAGAGAACUCAAUCAAUUCUCCACAAAAAAUAUGAGCAGACUUCAAAACGCUUCAAGAAGAGCAUGGAAUGCGUGAAGAUCGUCAACAAAGCCCUGUGCGAGGUGACUGCUGAGAACUGGAUUUCUCUCGCGAAAGAGAUGGAGGAAAUGUUUAAUGCGCGCAAAGAGCAGGUUUGCGAAGAAACGACCAAGUUGGCCGAGAAACACGAAUCCUGGAAGAUCGAGGAUUUGUACGACCGACUCUAUGACCAGCUAGAUGCUAUACAUAAGAAGAUAAAAGAUCUCGAGAAAAAAGAAGAGGCAUUGAGUGACGAAGAAGCCUGGGGAAACAAAUCCAACUACUUGCGACAGUGCGAGUACAAAAAGCAGGCUGUGAAGAUUUACUCAAGGAUUCAAAAACUGAAUCACGAAACAUGCAGUCUUAAUCGCGCUCGAGGAAAGUUGAAAACUCUGUCUGUUCUCGUUCAAGCUCACAAAAAGAUCAAGCUAGAGAAGAUUCAACUUUUGAACAACCCAGAGUUCAAAAAUCUGCAACAAGUCCUCGAAGCCUUCAUCAAUUCCGAAGAGGAUCUGCCGGACAUUGACGACUACAAGGACUUGAUUAAUAGAUGGCGAGAUAAACAUUUGAAACGCGAACCAGAAAACAAGAGUAUACAGAAGCUGACUGGGAAAGCCCUGAUUGCAGUUGCUUCGCAGGUUCUACGGGAGGCGACAGAAAAGUGGAGCAAGAGGCGAAAAAAAGACUUUGCGGAAGAUUUUCUUACGGAAGUUUCUCAGCCAAAGGAUCAAGAACUGGAGAAGAAGUUGAACGAGAAUAAAAAGCGCUGUAGAUACAUGGACAAGCCGGUCAAGAGUGUGAACGAGCUCCUCAAUGAAUUCAUGGUGAAGCAAGAGGCUCAGGAUAUCGGCUUUGAUGAGAUCGACCUUGAGGAUAAUGAAGAAGACGAAGAAGAUCAAGAAUCCAAGUCUUCAGUCUCUUCGAAUGAAUUCGGACAUUUGAUUGCAGAAUGUGAAUCAGAGGUCGAAUUCGACAAAGACGAUGAGUUGUUUGAUGAAAACAAGCCAUCGACUUCUGCUUUACCACCUGGAAUCCCUAAGCCAGAUACCCCAAUGGAAGAGUCUUCCGAUGAAUGGUCUGGACCAGAAGAUGACGGGAAGGAAGCUGUUCCAGAAGAAGAGUCCUCUGAUGAGUGGUCUUCGCCGGAAAACAACGAGAACUCUUCGAAUAAUGAGAAAAACACGAGCCUCCAGCUCCCAAGCACUUCUGCUUCAAACGGAUUUCUGAUAAAAGCGGAACCUGUUGCAAGAAACGAGCGCUCUUCCCAAGAAAACAACAAGAACAACUCAUCUGCUGGUCUACAACAAGGACCAAAGUCUGGAAUCAAGGAAGAGUUCGGCUAUCAAAAGCAACAGCUUGCAUCGACUCCACACGAAAACCUCGUGGUGAAGGAAGAGCAUGUACAUGUAAAAAAGAAGCGUAGAGUUCAGCUUGUUUCUAGACCUUUGUCUGAUUCUGAAAAAUCGAGUGAUGAAGAAAUCAAAGAAGUUAAAAGUUCAACUGCUAAAAAGUCGAGGGAUCCAAGUAUCUUGGAUGAACUUGAAGGGUCAAGUGAUGACACGCCGCUAGACAGCCUUUUUGGGGAAGAAGAAAAGGAAAAAGUGAUGUCUAAGGCAGAGAAGCUCACCGCUGAAUAUAAAGCACAGAAGGCAAUACAUGAAACUACCAAAGCAGAAUACGAAGCACAGGUCGCUGCCUAUGAGGCAAGGAAGAAGGAGAGGGAAGCAAUGAAGAAGGAGAGGGAGGCAAAGAAGGCUAGGAAAGCAGCUAGAUUAGCGAAUCCGAGUAUUCUUGAUUGCCUUGAGACCCAGUCUUCAUCUGAGUGCCCUCCAAGCUCUUCCACUGCCGAUGAAAUGAUGCCUUCAACAUCGAGAGCACUGAAACCUUCAGAAGAUAUACCUAAAAAUAUUUCUAAGGAAAUAAUAAAACUGGUUCUACUCGGAGAAAAGUUUAAAGAAACUAAAAAGAAAAAACAACAGCCUAUUGAUCCUAUCGUAAUCGACUCGGACUCUGAUGAUGGCUACAAAGCUGAACCAGAAGCAUCGCCUCAGAAGAAAAAAAUAACAGCGAAGCCUUCGAAGGAGAAGAAGCAGAAGAAAGGAGACGAUAACUGUCAAAUUCUCAUCACUUCUUCAGACGAAGACGAACCGCCACCCCUAGAAGCAAGCACCAACAAAGCAAAGAGAGCUCGCGCUCUUGAUUCUCCGAAAACAUUUGAAGCUAAUAUAGCUAAAAAGAAGAAAGUAGUCUCUCCGCCGAGACCUGUCAUAACUCCGCCCCCAGAAGAAGUAAUGGACCAUCUACUUGGCAAGCCAGAAUCCCAAGAACGGCCAACGGAGGAAGUGGAGGACGAGUUUUCACGAAUGGCUGUGCAAAACGAGUCAAUCCGAGUUAUUCAGGGCAACGCACGUGAAUCUAAAACCGACCGGUUCGUGCAACGCGAGCCACCACGGUUUUCUCCUGAGAAUGCCUUUCGACAACCACCACUUACUUCGAAGAAUGUUUUCUCUAACAGUCCUCAAAAACUGAGGAACUCUGUGAUUAUGGUCAAUUCGAGAGUUGCUAGACUGUCAAUAAGUCCCACUGAAGGAACUGAAUUCAAACAACCACGAAAAGCCAGGGUCACCUCGAAACGUCCAGCCUCACCACCUCAACGAGAACCUCCUGCUCGUCGUCCUGUUGCCAAAAGUGAAUCAAAGAAGCGAAACGAAAAGAAAGAGUAUGAAGUCAUUUCUCUAUUGGACUCAGACUGA